GAAGGGGCGGCACAUUUCGUUCCACUAAGUUCCCAAAAGGGAGAAGGUGUAAAAAUGAGUCGACAAGCAUGAGAAACGGUCAAACGUGAGAGAAGAAAGAGCAUCGAACGGCUGCAUGGAUCUGAGAAACCAAGAGGAUGAUGGUAAAAGAGACACACCUGCAGAUUCAGGAUGCUGUCAAAUGUGCCAGCUGACAACUCGUGUGGCGGUUGCUACAGCAACAGCAGUUCUGGUCAUAGGACUUAUUUUGUAUUUGGUAUUAUUUGUGACGUGGACGGGAGCACUAGACGUGGAUCAGAACUCCAACACUUUGGGAGAUGAGCUGAUGGAGCAACUGCAGCAGUGCCAAAGAGAGCGCCAUGAUGUGAACCUGAUGCUGCACACUGUCACUCAAGACUCCAGGUGCAGUGUGUGUCCAGGCGGCUGGCAGUGGUGGAGGAGUCACUGCUACUUGUUUUCAGUGGGACUGCAUGAAAAUCGUCCGUGGAAGGAGAGCGCAGAGUUCUGCGUGCAGCACAACAGCAGCCUGGCCGUCAUCAAAGACUCUGCAGAGAUGGGAUUUAUCCAAGGUGCGAUGAGGAAGUUCCCUCACUUGCCCUUCCUGUGGGUGGGACUGACAGACGCUAAGCAGGAGGGUCAGUGGCUGUGGUGGGAUGGGGCGGACAUCCAGCACUACAUGCGGGUGACAGUGGAGUGGGAUGAUGAUCACAGGGACUGUGCGGACCUGAGGGGAGGCAGUCGUCUCUUCGCCGCCAGCUGUGAGGCGUAUGGACCCUGGGUCUGUAAGAGAGGCUCCUGACACAUCUUAUAUUUCUUUUAUACCACAGAUUUGAUAUUGCUACAGAAUUUGGCAACCCCACUUCAGCUGCACCAUGUCAUGUGAAGUUAUCUAUUGUCUUAAAUGAUAAAGUCAGAGAUGUGAAAUGUUUAUUAUGUGCAUUUCUGAAAGUGCAUUAUAAAGUGCAUGCAUGUACGGUAUGUAGAUGCAGAAUGUGUUCACACUUUCAUGUCUACACAUAAAUAAGAAUAUUGUAGAAAUGUGUGCCGUUUUUAAAUAAAUACUUUAUACUUAC
This is a messenger RNA of Cottoperca gobio, 1073 nucleotides long. Its product is annotated as natural killer cells antigen CD94-like. The transcript is spliced from 6 exons. NCBI's taxonomy places the organism in Eukaryota, Metazoa, Chordata, Actinopteri, Perciformes, Bovichtidae. The coding region runs from base 116 to 799 and encodes 227 amino acids. The record is from RefSeq and is a predicted model, not a curated record.